Molecule: messenger RNA, 959 nt
Organism: Coregonus clupeaformis (lake whitefish)
Lineage: Eukaryota; Metazoa; Chordata; Actinopteri; Salmoniformes; Salmonidae
Product: CD276 antigen-like
Exons: 5
Coding region: 1-900 (299 amino acids)
Source: RefSeq, a predicted model, not a curated record
AUGAAGGCUCAUGACAGUCACGUCUGUUUGUUCCAGACCCUUACUGAACACCCCAUUAAAGACAAGGCAGAGGACAAAGUCUACUUCUGGGGAAACCCUGACAAAAGAGGGACAGUUCAGGUUGCUGGUUCUGCUGAGCCCAUUGUGGCCUUAGUUGGCGACGACGUCAUCCUGCCCUGCACCCUGAGACCCACCGUUAGCGCUGUGUAUCAGACAGUAGAAUGGCAGAGACCUGACCUAAAACCAAAAGAGGUGCAUCUUUACAGAGAUGAGAAGGACGACCUUGCGCUCCAGAAUCCAUCAUUCGGGGGAAGGACGUCACUGUUUAAAGAAGAACUAGAGGAAGGCAACGCUGGUUUAAAGCUGACCAGAGUGGAACUCUCUGAUGCUGGAAACUACACCUGUUACAUUCCACUGUUGGACCACCAGAAAACCACCAUUCAACUCAUUGUUGGUGCAGCGUCUCGACCAGUAAUCUCCAUUGAAGGAAUCAAAGGUGAUGAGGUGGUCCUGCGCUGUGAGGCUGAAGGCUGCUACCCAGAGCCUGUCAUGGAGUGGUGUGACGUUCAUGGACGUGUCCUCCCUGCUGCUGGACCUCCAGAGACAUCCAGAGACCGUGAAGGCAGCUACACUGUGACAAGCCAUGUCAACGUCCCGAAAACGGACAACAACACGUUCACGUGUCGGGUUCAACAGCCGGAGAUCAAACACAUGAAGGAGAGACGGGUUCAUAUUCCAGAUCAAAUGUUUCCUACGCAGUGCCAGUCCUUGUGGCUGACAGUUCCUGUUGCAGUUGGAGUCACAGCUCUUGUUGGAGUUGGAGGUCUCUACCUGUUGAUAAGAAAAGGGAUAUUGACCAUCAGCAUGGAACCUUGGACGUCAGUAAUGCAGAACCCUUAAUGAAGAAGAACAAGGAGACGACGAAGAAUGAGGAAGAUGAGGCCGGUGAACCUAGUCUG